This is a messenger RNA of Cryptomeria japonica (Japanese cedar), 907 nucleotides long. Its product is annotated as cytochrome b-c1 complex subunit 7-1, mitochondrial. The transcript is spliced from 4 exons. Lineage: Eukaryota; Viridiplantae; Streptophyta; Pinopsida; Cupressales; Cupressaceae. The record is from RefSeq and is a predicted model, not a curated record. Bases 135 to 515 code for a protein of 126 amino acids. Gene Ontology annotation, biological process: mitochondrial electron transport, ubiquinol to cytochrome c.
UUUAGUUGUUAUUAAAAUAAAACGAAACUCCCAGAGGAUACAAAGAAGCAUAUAUAUUACAUUUCGAUAGCCGAAGCCAUUGAGGUAAUACAAUAAAACUUACAGCGCGAUCUGAAAAAACCCUAGAAAGAGCCAUGACGUCUCUGAUAAAGGGGGCGUUGGCCAAAGCAACAAAAUUCACAGUCGAUUGGGUCACCAUUCGGUACUGCACUGUCGUUGGCAAUCGCCUCAGGAAAUACGGUCUCCGCCACGACGAUUUGUAUGAUCAGUCCUUUGAUCUGGACUUACAAGAAGCUCUUAAUCGCUUGCCCCGAGAGGUAGUGGAUGCUCGCAACCAGCGCAUAAAGCGUGCUAUGGAUCUUUCAAUGAAGCACGAGUACUUGCCUAAAGAAUUACAGGCGGUUCAAACUCCCUUCAGAGGUUACCUUUAUGACAUGCUGGAGUUGGUUAAAGCAGAGAGGAAAGAACGUGAAGCCUUGGGUGCUACUCCACUAUAUGAACGCACCAUACCGUGAUUUAGUUUUUAGUGAGUUAUAUUUUAUUGGUGUGCUUGAUGUGGCCACCCAAUGUCAACAAGUCUUUUCUGACACAAAAUAAAUUGCUGUGUAGUGAUCCUAUUCUGUAGACAGAGUUUUGAGUCUUUGGAGUGAAGUCAUAGUUGUUCCAGUUGCCCUGUGCGUAGCAUUUAUUUGUAUCCAAGGCUCAAAUCUGUAGAAAGAUUUUCAUAAAUGCAAAGUUUAUUGUUAUUUUUCCUUCUUUGAAACUAGAGGAUCUGGAAUAAAUCAAUUAUGGACUUUGGAUUUGGUUUAGAUGAAAAUAUUAUCUAAUCAAAGUACUCUGAAGCUAGAGACCUUGGUGUCAGUAAAGAAAUUCUUAUAAUGAAUUUUGCAUGCUCCUCUUAAACAUA